Coffea eugenioides is the source of this 878-nucleotide messenger RNA. RefSeq lists its product as uncharacterized. The transcript is spliced from 2 exons. The coding region runs from base 82 to 786 and encodes 234 amino acids. Gene Ontology annotation, biological process: mitochondrial proton-transporting ATP synthase complex assembly. The record is from RefSeq and is a predicted model, not a curated record. NCBI's taxonomy places the organism in Eukaryota, Viridiplantae, Streptophyta, Magnoliopsida, Gentianales, Rubiaceae. Gene Ontology annotation, cellular component: mitochondrial membrane.
UCUCUCCACUGAAAAGAAGAAAGAAAGCGUGUUUUUUUUUUUUUUGCUCCUUUUAUUUUUUUGGUAGGGUUCAAUUUAGAAAUGGCAAGAACUGCACUGCUUCAUUUGGUCCGCUCUCAAACCCAUCAGCAUCUCAAAUCAACGAACUUCCACUCAGGUUGUAAUUUGAGUAGACUUGGUACAUUGCUGCAGACAUCCAGACCCUCCAGUGGCAUACAGCCCACUGCUAUCCAGAGACGAUGGUUUUCCACUGAGGAUGAUAACAAGCUCAGCAUAGGUCCUCAAAAAGGGGGAGAAUCUGGAAAAGAUGAAAAGGACUCGGGGGUGGUUUACUAUGGUCCUAUAUCAAAUACCGUAAAGAAAGUGAAGCUUCUAUCUCUUUCCACCUGCUGCCUCUCUGUUUCUUUGGGCCCUGUCAUCACCUUCAUGACAUCUCCCGAAAUGAAUGUGAUUUUGAAGGGUGCUGUGGCAUCUUCUGUUAUCUUCCUUAGUGCCUCUACAACUGCUGCCCUUCACUGGUUUGUGAGCCCUUACGUGCACAAACUCAGAUGGCAACCUGGUUCUGACAGCUUUGAAGUGGAGAUGAUGUCAUGGCUGGCAACUUAUAUUCCAAAAACGAUCAAAUUUGCAGAUAUCAGGCCACCGGAGACCAAUAGGCCGUUUGUGACAUUUAAGGCCAACGGUAAAUUCUACUUUAUUGAUGCUGAGCACUGUCAUAACAAGGCAUUAUUGGCAAAGUUGACUCCACAGAAACCAACUCAUGACUCGGCCUUCAAGAACUUGUGAUGAGCAUUAUCUUUGUAGCAAUGAAUGAUAGACAUAAAAUAAAUUGUUUUUGGCAGAUUUAGUUGAUUUUUGUUUAUGUAUUCUGAGAACAA